Pongo pygmaeus (Bornean orangutan) is the source of this 1442-nucleotide messenger RNA. It is a transcript of the gene PMM1, whose product is annotated as phosphomannomutase 1. Gene Ontology annotation, molecular function: phosphomannomutase activity. The record is from RefSeq and is a predicted model, not a curated record. Gene Ontology annotation, biological process: mannose metabolic process; protein N-linked glycosylation; GDP-mannose biosynthetic process. The transcript has 8 exons. Bases 236 to 1024 code for a protein of 262 amino acids. Gene Ontology annotation, cellular component: cytosol. NCBI's taxonomy places the organism in Eukaryota, Metazoa, Chordata, Mammalia, Primates, Hominidae.
CUCCGUCUUGUUUGGAGCAAUCCAAUCGAACCUGGAGGGCUCCGCUCCGCCCUAUGCCGCGCUCCUCUCCUCCAGGAGCAAUCAGAAUCGGCUCAGGCCCCGCCCCCGCUUCCGUCCGCCGAGACCACGCCCCUUCUUCGUUCGGCCAUUCAGGCAGUCUGAUGUCCCCGCCCCCCUGAGGCCCCGCCCCGUCGGCACUUCUUCGGGACUCCGCCCCGCGCGCGGACCUGCAGCCAUGGCAGUCGCCGCCCAGGCAGCCCGCAGGAAGGAGCGCGUCCUCUGCCUGUUUGACGUGGACGGGACCCUCACGCCGGCUCGCCAGAAAAUUGACCCUGAGGUGGCCACCUUCCUGCAGAAGCUGCGAAGUAGAGUGCAGAUCGGUGUGGUGGGCGGCUCUGACUACUGUAAGAUCGCUGAGCAGCUGGGUGACGGGGAUGAAGUCAUUGAGAAGUUUGAUUAUGUGUUUGCCGAGAACGGGACGGUGCAGUAUAAGCAUGGACGACUGCUCUCCAAGCAGACCAUCCAGAACCACCUGGGGGAGGAGCUGCUGCAGGACUUGAUCAACUUCUGCCUCAGCUACAUGGCCCUGCUCAGGCUGCCCAAGAAGCGUGGAACCUUCAUCGAGUUCCGGAAUGGCAUGCUGAACAUCUCGCCCAUUGGCCGGAGCUGCACCCUGGAGGAGAGGAUCGAGUUCUCCGAACUGGACAAGAAAGAGAAGAUCCGGGAGAAGUUCGUGGAAGCCCUGAAAACAGAGUUUGCUGGCAAAGGGCUGAGGUUCUCUCGAGGAGGCAUGAUCAGCUUUGAUGUCUUCCCCGAGGGCUGGGACAAGCGCUACUGCCUGGAUAGCCUGGACCAGGACAGCUUCGACACCAUCCACUUCUUUGGGAACGAGACCAGCCCUGGUGGGAACGACUUUGAGAUCUUUGCCGACCCCCGGACUGUUGGCCACAGCGUGGUGUCUCCUCAGGACACAGUGCAGCGAUGCCGGGAGAUUUUCUUCCCAGAGACAGCCCAUGAGGCGUGACCGGGGCCCACAUCUGUGUGUUGUGACUUCUGAAGAGUUUGGCCUAGGCCUAAAGAGAGGUCCUGGUGUUGGAUAGAUGCCAGGGCCCCUCCUCUGGCCCAGGAUGCCUGCUGCAAGCCCACCCAGAUGGGGCCAGAGUCUGUGUGGACAACCGUCCCCAGCCAGUCAGCUCCUAGUGGCACUGGCUUCGUCCUCCCAGGGCCCAGAGUGUUCACCGUGCUCCACCUGGUGGCCCAGGCCACAGCUGCUGCUUGUAUUUCGGUACAGAACAGGUUUCUUUCUGCGCCAGGAGGAGGCGUGCGCAAGUGUCGGUAGGAGAUCUAGCCUGCCCUGCCUGCCUACCCUGGGCAAUGAGGUACGGUGGGGAAGGUGCCUAUUUUAGAGAACUUUGUCACAGUAUUAAAGUUCCCAGAACAAA